UGGGACCCUGGGAAUGGAGAAGGAGAAAGAUGUGACAACAGAAAGAACAAAAAGAAAGAGAAUCAAGGAAGAUCUCAGUGCCAGUUUUUACCCCUCGUCAGCUGUCCGGAAGUUUAUUGUCUUUGAGUUUUAGAUGGACUCAAGAAACCUUUUGCAUUUUCAUUAUUACUAAAGCUUUUAGCAAUGCUUAUGUUGACCUUUUUCCCUGCAGUAAUUACCUGCUCUUCACCUCCUCACAUUAGCAAUGGAAAACAUGACGGUGAAGGUGUAAAAACCUUUGCUUAUAACUCCACCGUGACUUACAGCUGUGACUCUGGCUUCCAGCUCGUUGGGAAUGGGAGCAUCCGCUGUACCAGUAUGGACAAAACAAAGGGAGUCUGGAGCAGAGCUGUGCCUGCGUGCAAAGAGAAAAAGCUACCUGUCAAACUUGGAGUAAAACAAAUGGAAAGGAGUCCUCCUCCCCAAAGUUCCCAACAAAAAGCCAUCCACCCAGCUAAGAAGAAGGCUUCGAAAUGGGAAAUGAAGCUCAGCCUUUAUAAAAAGUCACUCCAAAAUACCAUCUCUUACUCCCAUUCUUCUUCUUUCUCCAAGACACCAGUGUCCAGGAGCUGUGCUACCUCCCCAUUGAGAUUCGUUGUUCCUUUGUACAAAACCAAACCCUACCAUUCUCCUUGGACCAGCCAAGGAUCCAUGUGUCCUCCGAAGUACAUGGGCAUCUCUGGCAUCCUCCCCCAAGCUGGCUGCUUUGAGAACUUAAAACGGUCUCAAGUUGCAUCAUUUUGUGGAACGAGGUCAUGGGCAGCCCGGAGAAGCUGGAGGUGGCAGAAGUGUUGCUACAACAGAUUUCCUAUCCGGUGCAAAGGAUUCUUGUACCCAUAA
Messenger RNA from Pezoporus flaviventris, 879 nucleotides. RefSeq names its product complement decay-accelerating factor, GPI-anchored-like. The record is from RefSeq and is a predicted model, not a curated record. Gene Ontology annotation, biological process: negative regulation of complement activation, classical pathway. The coding region runs from base 184 to 879 and encodes 231 amino acids. The transcript has 5 exons. Lineage: Eukaryota; Metazoa; Chordata; Aves; Psittaciformes; Psittacidae.